This is a messenger RNA of Dichotomopilus funicola, 918 nucleotides long. RefSeq lists its product as uncharacterized. The coding region runs from base 1 to 918 and encodes 305 amino acids. The record is from RefSeq and is a predicted model, not a curated record. The transcript is spliced from 2 exons. NCBI's taxonomy places the organism in Eukaryota, Fungi, Ascomycota, Sordariomycetes, Sordariales, Chaetomiaceae.
AUGGCUCUCCAACCCUCCCUCCUUCACGUCUCUGUCGUCGCCGUCCUAGUAUUCUUCUCCUUCCUCCUCAGCCAUGGCGAAACAGCAGCAGUACAGGGUGUCUGCCACACACACGACCCGCCUAACCCACUGGCCACGUCAUUCCCAAACAACUCGACCGGAGUUCUGAACGCGACGCUCGCCAUCAUUCCCAUUCCGCUCGAGACAGCUCGCCGCUUAAUCCCAUCUCAGUACAGGAUCCUCGAGCACGCCUAUCGCGCUCUGAUCCCCGACUUUCCCAAGGGGAUGUACCCAGUGCUGCUGCAGGCCGCACAUGACCAUGAUGUUCAAUUCCGGGCGUACAACAUCACCAUAGACGACUUCUCGCGUGCUGGGUUUGAGUUUGGAUUCCUGGACCUCUUGGGUGACGGCUACUCCUCCUUCCGAUGGGCGCCAGCCCAACUCAUCACCUCCACGAACGACAUAGCCGUGGAGGGAUCCCGGGCGUAUGGGACGGUUGUAUCACCGGCCGAGUACGAGCCGGCGUGUGACGCCUAUCAACAGUUGCCAAACGGCAACGCCUACUUCAAAGCAACCAGCCUUGACUCUCGCGAUUUUAUCGAGCUCGAAUUCGCCCGCACGCCACAUUCAUCUCGUCAUCGUUACCCCUUGGAGCUCUACCGAAACAUAACCAACCAACCCACCUUCGCGAAUGCCAGCUCCUGCGACAACAUGAUCCGGUUCUUCAACACCAGCAUGUCCACCGGCGAGCAUGCCCCUGUCGCAGUGCGUGGGAAAGCCACAGGCCGCGCAUUCCCUUUCAAUGAAACGACACACAAGUGGGCAGAUGUCUACGGGAUUCAGGUGGCGACACCGUUCAUCGAGAACAAUUAUCUCGACUGUCAGACUAUGAAAGGAUACCCCGGAAGUGUCGGGUAA